CUCACCCACGUUCUUCUUCACUGUCCAACUGCAUAAAAAAUUGCAGCGACGAUGGGGAAGAAGGUAAAAUGGAGUUGGAGUUCAGCGUUAAUCGGAGCAGCUUCAGCAGUAGCAGCAACAACGAUUCUAUCAGCAAAACCCAAAGACCCAACGUUCCACCUCAUAUCAAUCAAUUUCACUUCCCUCAAACUCAACCUUCCCCUCCUCGACGCAGAGCUUCUUCUCACCGUCCACGUCACCAACCCUAACAUCGCACCCAUUCACUACUCCUCCACCACUAUGUCUAUUUUCUACCAAGGUUCCCUCCUCGGCUCCGCUCAGGUUCAAGCCGGCUCCCAGCCGCCCCGCUCUUGCCAGCUCCUUCGCCUCCCCGCUCGCCUCCACGCGCUCGAACUCGCUCACCACGCCAAUCGCUUUGUCCACGACGUUGCGAAGCGCGAGAUGCUGCUUGACGCCGCCGUUGAUAUUGCCGGCACCGCCAAGGUUCUGUGGUGGGACCACCAUUUUAAGGUCCACGUGGAUAGCCGCGUCACCGUUGAUCCAGUUUUUCUUGACGUCAUUGAUCAGGAAAAUACAUCUGAACUUGAAGUCUUUACCGCUGCGUAGGGAAGUGAGGAAUGAAGUGUAUCCAAGUGAGAACUGGGAAUUGUUUUGUUUCGCUUUGGAAUUUUCGAAUUCGAAUUUUCAGUUUCAUUGUUUGAAAAAUGUUUCGUCUUUGAUGUUUUGUGCUCUUCAAUUUUCGAUUAAUUAUUGAUGAAAAAUGAGC
Messenger RNA from Abrus precatorius (Indian licorice), 766 nucleotides. RefSeq lists its product as uncharacterized. Gene Ontology annotation, biological process: response to desiccation. The record is from RefSeq and is a predicted model, not a curated record. Lineage: Eukaryota; Viridiplantae; Streptophyta; Magnoliopsida; Fabales; Fabaceae. Bases 52 to 606 code for a protein of 184 amino acids. Gene Ontology annotation, cellular component: plasma membrane. The transcript has a single exon.